AUGGAUGAUGGUUCGCAUCGUGAGAAUGGUCGCCAUAAAGCAGCACAGGGCCAGUGGAUGAUGCAGCACCAGCCAUCGAUGAAACAAGUCAUGUCAAUAAUAGCAGAGCGCGACGCAGCGAUCCAGGAGAGGAACCUGGCGAUUUCAGAGAGAAAAGCGGCAGUAGCCGAACGGGACAUGGCGUUUCUCCAGCGAGACACGGCCAUCGCCGAGCGCAACAACGCGAUCAUGGAGAGAGACAGUGCUCUCACAGCUCUCCAGUACCGUGAGAACUCCAUGGUCACCGCCGCUGCUGUUGCCAACAUGUCAGCAUCAUCAUGUCCACCUGGAUGUCAGAUAUCACGCGGUGUAAAGCAUAUGCACCAUCCACACAUGCAUCAUCAACAUCAGCAUCAACAUCUCAUGCCUCAGAUGAGUGAAAACGCAUAUGAAACCAGAGACAUAGAGCCAAACGACGCUCUCCCGACGUCACCAGCCUUGGAACCUGCCAAACCGAAACGCGGCAGAAGAGCGAAAGACCCGAAUGCGACGAAGACGACACAAACCGCUCCUAACAAGAGAGGUCCCAAGAACCAGAGGAAGGUCAAGAAAGAGAGCGAGGACGAGCUAACGAAGCUGAUGUUUGUAAAGACUGCGAGCAGCCACGACUACGGGGAAGAAGAAACAAGCAAACACGUCUUGAUCGGAUCGAAAUCCGACUGGAAGAAUCAAGAAAUGGUGGGGCUGAACCAAGUCGUGUACGACGAGACGACAAUGCCGCCGCCGGUUUGUUCUUGUACCGGAAUUCUAAGGCAGUGCUACAAAUGGGGAAACGGAGGUUGGCAAUCGUCGUGCUGCACGACGACACUGUCGAUGUAUCCGUUACCGGCGCUGCCUAACAAGAGGCAUGCUCGGGUCGGUGGACGGAAAAUGAGCGGAAGCGCGUUCAACAAGCUGCUAAGCCGGUUAGCUGCAGAAGGGCAUCAUGAUCUCUCGAACCCGGUCGAUCUCAAGGACCAUUGGGCUAAGCACGGUACGAACCGGUACAUCACGAUUAAAUGA
Molecule: messenger RNA, 1041 nt
Organism: Microthlaspi erraticum
Lineage: Eukaryota; Viridiplantae; Streptophyta; Magnoliopsida; Brassicales; Brassicaceae
Source: the annotation of a GenBank genome assembly